Bufo gargarizans (Asiatic toad) is the source of this 7333-nucleotide messenger RNA. It is a transcript of the gene RHOBTB1, whose product is annotated as Rho related BTB domain containing 1. Gene Ontology annotation, molecular function: GTPase activity; GTP binding; protein binding. The record is from RefSeq and is a predicted model, not a curated record. Gene Ontology annotation, biological process: small GTPase-mediated signal transduction. Lineage: Eukaryota; Metazoa; Chordata; Amphibia; Anura; Bufonidae. The coding region runs from base 535 to 2616 and encodes 693 amino acids. The transcript has 10 exons.
CGCGCUCUGACUGGACGAGGGCGCGCGCUCUGACUGGACGAGGGCGCGCGCUCUGACUGGACGAGGGCGCGCGCUCUGACUGGCGCGCGCUUUUCUUUCGAACGCUCGUUGUUUUUCAUGAAUGAAAUCCAAUCGGGCGGAUAUAAAUAGAACGGGAGGCGCUGACGUCACGAGGCCGCGGCUGCUGCUGCUGCAGCUGGAGGUCGGCUGGCGGUAGGCUGCGCUGCGCUUUCUCGAUUCACAUUUUUUUUUUUCCUCUUUCCUAAAGUGUCCGCGGGAGGGCGGAGAUACAAAAAAAAAAAAAAAGGGGGUGGAGAUGCUUAAAAGGGGUUAAGAUCGCCCCUUAAGAUGGAUAGCGGUAGGGACUGUCAUCUGAAAGAAAGACAAUGAGCUCGAGCGAUGGUGCUCUGCAAACUUGUGCCUAGUCUUAGCCUGGCAGCUCCCCCAUCCUUACCAGCCUGCUGCCCCGGAGAACAAUAGGGAGCUGGGAGAUAACGAGCGAUCCGGGGAGGAGAACACACCAGGGCUGCAUAAAUGGACACUGAUAUGGACUACGAACGACCCAAUGUCGAAACCAUCAAGUGUGUGGUCGUCGGGGACAAUGCAGUGGGCAAGACACGGCUUAUCUGCGCCAGAGCUUGUAACACUACGUUAACUCAGUACCAGCUGCUGGCCACCCACGUACCGACAGUAUGGGCAAUAGAUCAGUACCGCGUCUGUCAAGAGGUCCUUGAACGCUCGCGGGAUGUUGUGGACGAGGUGAGCGUCUCUCUCAGGUUGUGGGACACCUUUGGGGAUCAUCACAAGGACAGGCGUUUUGCCUAUGGAAGAUCCGACGUUGUUGUUCUGUGUUUCUCAAUCGCAAAUCCAAAUUCAUUAAACCAUGUGAAAACAAUGUGGGCUCAGGAGAUUAAACAUUUUUGCCCCCGCACACCUGUCAUUCUUGUGGGUUGCCAGCUGGACCUGCGUUAUGCCGAUCUUGAAGCUGUUAACAGGGCAAGGCGACCAUUAGCCAGACCGAUAAAACGGGGAGACAUUUUGCCACCAGAAAGGGGAAGAGAAGUUGCCAAGGAACUUGGGAUCCCAUAUUACGAAACCAGUGUUUUUGACCAGUUUGGCAUAAAGGAUGUGUUUGACAAUGCAAUUAGGGCCGCCUUGAUCUCCAGGAGACAUCUUCAGUUUUGGAAGUCCCAUCUGAAAAGAGUUCAGAGACCUAUACUGCAAGCUCCAUUCCUUCCCCCUAAAUCACCACCGCCAGUGAUAAAGAUACCCGAGACCAGUGAGUCUAACAUUAAUGAUGCUGGAGAUUUACUGGACAAUCCUUUGUGUGCAGAUGUCAUGUUUGUCCUUCAGGACCAAAAACAGAUCUUUGCUCAUAAAAUUUACCUUGCUACCUCCUCUUCAAAAUUUUAUGACCUUUUUUUAAUGGAACAUGAAGAGUCACAAAACCUCAUGGAAAGGUUCUGCAGGAAGGAAAAGCCUUCAAAAGAUUUGUUAUUGCGGACAUUAAGCCUUGACACAGACGAGGACACAGAUGGAACUUCCUUGAAACCAUCAAAUGCCUGUCUUCGGAUUUCAAAAAGCGAUGAUACUUUACUGACUUCAGAUUGUGACGAGGAAGGAUGUGUUGCUUUAAUGUCUUGGAGCAAAGGCUUUUAUAGUAUGCACCAAGAACUGAUGGUCAACCCAGUGUCUAAUAGGACUUGUUCAAUGACCGUGGUCCGAAUGGACUCCUCUGUACAGUAUGGGCCUUUUAAAACCGUAUUACGAUUUUUAUACACUGGGCAGCUAGAUGAAAAUGAGAAAGGUUUGAUGCGAGUAGCACAAAUUGCAGAAAUUCUAGAAGUAUUUGAUUUGCGAAUGAUGGUAGAGAAUAUCACAAACAAAGAAGCCUUUAUGAACCAGGAGAUUACAAAAGCGUUUCACGUCAGGAAAGCAAAUCGAAUCAAAGAAUGUCUCUCCAAGUCAACGUUUUCUGAUGUAACAUUUAAAUUGGAUGAUGGAAACAUCAAUGCCCAUAAGCCGCUUCUAAUCUGUAGCUGUGAAUGGAUGGCUGCAAUGUUUGGAGGUUCAUUUGUGGAAAGUGCAAAUAAUGAGGUCAGCCUACCUAAUGUAAGCAAAUCUUCAAUGCAAGCUGUGCUGGACUAUCUGUACACCAAGCAGUUGUCGUGCACGUCGGACUUGGACCCACUGGAGCUGAUUGCACUGGCAAAUAGAAUCUGCCUUCCACGUUUGGUGGCUGUCACCGAACAACAUGCUGUGCAGGAGCUGACCAAGGCUGCAGUGAAUGGGGUGGAUAUCGAUCAGGAAGUGCUAAACUACCUGGAAAUUGCUCAGUUUCAUAAUGCACAUCAGCUGGCGGCCUGGUGCCUGCACCACAUCUGUACCAAUUAUAACAGUGUCUGCUCGAAAUUCCGGAAAGAAAUAAAAUCUAAAUCAGCUGAAAACCAGGAAUAUUUUGAGAGACACCGUUGGCCGCCAGUGUGGUACUUGAAAGAAGAAGACCACUACCAGAGAGUGAAGAAGGAGCGAGAGAAAGAAGACAUCAUCCUUAACAAACAUCGCUCAAGGCGCAAAUGGUGCUUCUGGAACUCUUCGUCAGCGGCCUUUGCCUAAGCAGUGACUUGAAGACACAUGUAAAUGAAUAUUGUCUUAACGUUAAAAGAAGCUGUACAGUAGUUAACCUUGAAGCACUGACAUGAAUCCACGUGUGUGCAUUUUUAUUUUAUUUUUGUUUAUUUGAAUUUUUUAUAAGAUUAAAGCACAAUUUCACUUCAGGCAGGUCAAAAAAAAAGCUUGUUACCUUUAGCUGAGGAGGGUCGGUGGAGACCCUUGUGCAUCACAGGAGAGGGGUUAAACAAAAUGAACGGUCAUUAUGAUCAGCGUAAACAUACAUAUCUAAGGAGAUAUGUGAUGUUCCGUACAGGGAUCUGUCAUUUUGGAGCAUAACUUCUCUAGUUAGACUAAGCCAAUACAUGGAGGAGUGAUAUGUUGUAGAGCACACGCUCCAUCUCCUCUGCUAGUACUGUGUUUUUAAAAACUCGGGAUCCACAUUGUGUAGCAUCCAGGCUAGUGUGUCAAGCUAACCUCACUUAUGGAAAGCUCGACAAUCAUGUUUUAUCCUGUCUGUGCAUAUGUUUCUGCUCAAAGCUCUCGGAAACUAGAAAAUCUUCAGAUUCAGGUAUUUUUUUAAUUAAUAAUUUGCAUGAUCUUUAUAAUAAUCAGUCAAAGCAAUGCAGAAGACAGAAGUCGUUUUCGACUCUUGUAGUAAGAAUUGCUCAUCUUCGUCCUUGCGAACCAAUAGUCGGACAUGGGGUCAUUUACGGGGUUCUCGACUUUGGACAAUCUCUACUCCCAAGGGUCUGUUGAAGAUAAGCAGAUCACAAAGUGUCCCUCUGCUGGGAGCUCUAGAAAUCAGUUGUAAUCCUAUCUGUAAGUGCUUUGUUUUCCUGCAGUGCCACAACAGUGGAAAUUAGGCAUUACACAAUGCUCAUUCAAAGUAAUAUGUUGUCUGUGUAAUACAGGACAGCAAAGGUCCUCCAGAGCAUAAGCCAUUCAUUGAAGUGUUCUUCGCUCUGGCUGAGAGGUGACUGUCCUGAGUAGAGGACCUAGUCUUCUGACGAUUAACUUAAUGCUCCAAUCGGAUAUAUGAAAAUGGUUCUUCUAAACUGGACUACACCUCUAAUGUUGAACCUUACUCGACUCAAAAUCUGAAAAUAUAGUUGACAACAAUUAACCUCAGUAUUCAACUCUCUCCAUCUCACAAUCAAAGGGAUCAUGUAAGAUGAAGUUGGCCAUUGAUGUCCCAAAACUUGCACCUGAUUCAGUGGCUGUGCCGAUAAUUGGCUUGUGUAAAGUGGGACUAUUGGCACUCUCAAAGACGUCUUAGUAUUCUACUGCACUACCAGUAUCUUAGGUUCUUCCAUCCACCUGGAGAGUGAUAUGGAGGGUAGAUUCAGGUUAAGUAUAAAGUUUUAGGUUUUAUGUGAUGUUGGGCUUCUACUUUUGUGGUAUUCCUUGGAAAUCAAUUUAGUAUAUACAGUAACUUUCAAGGAAUAGAUAGCUAAUAUUAAGUGUAUAUGAAGAAGCCACUUUUCACUUUUUUUUCUGCCUGAAAGUAUGUCAACAUAGGAAUCAUUGAGCUGUAUAGCUCAAAGCAUAUUCAAAAUGGUCAGCUUCACCAAACAUCAGAUAUAUCCCAAUUAAAAUGAAAGCCAUUUUCAUGAAAUUAAAAAAAAAAGUCAAUAAUCAACACUACAACCCAGCAAUGACCUGGUGUCCAUCUUCAUGGAGAACCAUAUAUCUACUGUCUUACUUGGAAUAUAACAAUAUUCUGUAUGUGAAAUGCCUAUGCUAGGUUAGAAUAUAAAACAUAGAAGGGCUUUAUUCACAGGGAUAUGCAGGGUAUAUUAUAGACCCUACUUGCAAGAAAAUGUAUUGCUGUCAUUGUGACUUAAAAUAUGUACUUAUCUCAUGUGGUUUUCAUCCAUUUAUUACACAGUGGUCUUCCACCUUCUGUGUGGUCUAGUGGUGAUUUAAUGUGAACCUGUACAGAAUUUUAUAGAAGUACUUUAUAAUGUAUACCUAUGAAGAAUACAGAGAAUAUUGGUUCGUCACUUUCUCUUGUGGCCUGGAUCAUUCUCAGUCUCUUAAAGUUGUACAUUUAUUAAAGGGGUUAACCACUUUAAAAGAAUCCGGGCUGUAAGGACACCCAAGUCCAUGCUGUGCCACAGUAAUCGGACCUCUCAGCUCACAAGGCCCCUGGAGGCCCGUCCCCCGGCUAUGUAAACUUCCCACCACUGUGGCCACAAGGCCCCCGGAUGCCCAUCUCCCGCUGAGAUCCAAAUUGUGUUAUAAACACAUGACCUCUUUAUUACCCAUCCAAAGCCUUGAGCAGAAAGCGAUAUGUUCAUGUGAUUAAACCACGUGUCCUCCUUGAUUUUGGUUCUGCUGUGCUGGUGGGAUGCUUACAUAGCCAGGACAAGGGCCUUGUGACGAGCAGUAAGCUGAAAGCUACAGCGUGGACUUGUGCCCAUUCAGUCUGAAUUUUUUUUAAAGUGGUCAACCCUGUUAAGUCCACCUAGCCUCUGUGCAAGGUGAAGGUAAGUGUGUGGCCUGGUAAACAUAAGUUUGAGUACAGCCAGUCAUUUGGCUAGAAGCUUAUGACUUCACGUCUCUGUGAUGUCAUGUCUUAUUGUAUUGAUACAAAACAGAGACAGUAUAUUCAGACAGAUCAUAUACACUGCAUAUACGCAAAUUCUUAACUAGGUGGCUUCAUCAAGCCCAUUAAUGUUGUCAGGUUCACUUUAAAUGAUAAGGUUUUCUUCCAGGGUGUCACUUAUACUAUAGCCGAGUGGAUUCCAUAGCAUUUCAUUGAAACUGUGCCCAGGGUGGGCAUAUGAGCCUCCCCUUUGUUACUUAGUGAAUAUGCUUCCUGUGUAUCAGUAUUUCCUUAUCUUCUCUUUCUUCACUUAUUUAAAUUGGUUGUUGUGUGAGUUUUCAGUGUUAAUUAUAUAAAAAAAAAAAAAGAUAUUAAUAUUGUUAAGGAGGAUCAAAGCUGCUCCUGGGCCAAUAUAUCACAAUGCAUAUUGUCAGAAUUGCUAUACAAUAGUCAUGCGCUAUAUAAGCCAGACAGAACCUAAUGUAAAGUGGACCACCAUUGUGAAGAGGCACUAAAAGGAGAUUGUAAACUUAAAAUAUAAGACCUAUAUGGAGACACCCCUGAUAACAUUCACAAAAUACACGUAUAACCUGGUCCCAUACAAUUCGAACCCUUCCAUUGUGCCUAUUAUCUCGAAAUUCUAGAAUUUGCAUAUAUACAGGAACCUAGGGUCUCCAUAUAAAAUAGUAGUUAUCGAGCAUCUGUGGGGUUCCUGAAGAUUUCCCAUGUGCUUGUGAAUGUUAUGAGCUAUUCUUUCGUAUAAAAUGUAAGGUAUUUUAGGCUUGGUGGCCUUUUAUGUGAAAAAUAAUCCCCUAGUCUGGUCCGUAUGUUUCUCCAUACGCUAAUGCAGACUAUGACUUAAUCACAAGUGUACUUGAAAUUAUAAUUGGAUACAAACGCUAUGUGAAAUGCCUCUAUGAAACAAUUUCUAUAGACUGCGUAGUGAAGAAGAUAUCGCCUAGUCUUGCAUUAUAUUGUAACUCCAGUCCAGGUUAAAAUGUAACUUCAUUAUUAUUCUAAAUUCAUUCUGUAAACUGUGCACUAUGUAAUCUAAAAGUAUUGAUGUAACGUCAUGAUACACCCAUCAUGUACUAAAGUAGUGCUGAGUCACAGCAGCCAAUCAGACGCUUGCUUUUAGGCCGUAACUGAUACCAGGCCAAUGAAAGAACAUUGCUGAUUGGCUGUUUGGUGUCAGCCAAUAGUUUUAUAGAUGGCAUAAAUCAUUUGUGGAAUUCUAAGUGCUCAUGUGUGAUCAAUCAAAAUCUGUGUCAAUGUGGGCAAGGCACACUGAGAAUCUGUCAAGGAAGGACCUAAUGCCACCGAUGCCGCCAUAAUUCAGUGCUACAGACCUCAGGACCAUAUGCACCUACUGCAUUGGUCGUUUGCUUUACUGCAUCUGUGUGUGCGCACAGCUAAAGAGAAUGUCAUGAGGAUGAACUCCAUUAAGCCAGGCACUCCUUGGUAGGGCUGAUCCUGCUGGUUAAAAUGAUAUCUGGCUUGUGAAAAAACGGUUGUGGUAUUCCAGAGAAAAAAACAACUUUUUAUUCUUUAUGCAAAUGUGGGCUUCUGUGCACUGAAGGGGCGGGCCCUAGACCUUCAAUGCACCGUAGCUUUCCAGUGCUGGCCACUCCCCUCAGUACUCUGAAGCCCUCAAUUGUAUAAAAAAUAAAAGUCAUUUUUUUUUGUUUUGUUUUUUGUUUCUCAAGAACGCCACAACCGAUUUCCACAAGACAGGUAUCAUUGUAAUCAGCAGAUUGAACAGUACCAGGCAGUAUGCCUGUUUUGGUAGAGUUGAUCCUGCUGGUAGGCGCGCUUUAAGCAAAUCGCUGACCUCCUACAAAGUUUUGGUCAUGUAUAAAACAAACUUAGAGAGCUUCAAUGGUCCAGUAUCCAGAGCAGGAGCUCCUGAGUCAUGGCAUCAGUAAAUAUGGCUCCUCAUGACAGAUUGUCCGUGAAAAGUUAGUUUUGCCAUCUAUCUUUAGCAGGUGAAGAACAAUGUAUUUGUAAGUUGGGCCUGAUGAAAUAUAAAUCCAUUACUUACCCCAGAGUUGCAGAAAGCCAUAACAUUAUUUAAAUUCAGGUUUUUGACAGGGGUUCAAUGUUGGCAAUGUCAUUAACAUUUUAGCAUUGUAGAUACAGGUGCUAUGAAUAGGGGAUAACCCUCUUAUAACA